UCCGGGGAAGAAGCUGGAUGUGUCGAGAGCUGUCUCGCGCGAUCUCGCCCGGGACUAAUUAUCGCGGCUGGACGUGAAUUAGGGACGUAAACCUAAACGACGUCGCCGCCGUCUCCGUCGCCGUGGUCAUAAGAGCGCGGAGCCACUGCUGACACUAUCGGCGCCCCCGAUCUCUCGUCUGCUCAACCCGCGCGAGGAAACAUAUCUCCGUCGCCUAUUCUUCAAGAGGCAAACGCGGCCGCGCUCAUCGUUAUCGCUUCGCGCGUCGCUCAAGCUGAGCAUCACCCCGACCGAUCCGCAGCCGCGUGCAAGAUUGGCGCGGCCAGCUUAAUUGUUUACGAUAACUGCAUCGACAAAGCCGCUGCAGGGACACGAUGCACAUUUCGACCUCGCCCCGGCCGAUUCAGAUCGCUAUCUACACUCGCGUCGUCCUUCAUCCCAAAGUUUGCUCUCGCGAGUGACACUUCACGCGGUUGCCGCUCAUCCUUUCUGCUCGAGGUUAACGCACGCGGAAGGUAAUCGCGGCAUCAUGAGGAAAGCCGCCGGACCCGGGAUCCUGCAACUCGACGUGAGCACCGACGAGGAAUGGCAACAGCUGCUGAGCCAUCCGGGCCUGAUCGUCGUGGACGUGUACUCGGAUUGGAGUGGACCGUGUGCCGCCAUGGCGAGCACCCUGAGGAAGAUCAAGAUCGAAGCUGGCGACACGGUGGAGUACGCGAUCGCGCGCAACGACGACAUCGCCGAUCUGCAGAGAUUCCGAGGCCGUAGCGAGCCCGCUUGGAUGUUCCUGCAGGACGGCAAGAUGGUAAACCUGAUGUUCGGUGCGCACUGCCCGCGUCUGCGGAAGCUGCUGAUGGACGAGAUAAAGAGGGUGCAGCAAGCGGAGGCGCCCAAGUGGCGGCUGAAUGUUCACGAGCGGGCGCCUGAGGAGGAAGUGCGCUGGCAGAAGCAGGAGGCUGUCAGGCGGGCGCUGGAGGAGGCGAGACGCGCGAAGGAAGAGGCCGAGAGGUUGGAGAAAUACGAGCGGUUCAUGGAGUACAUGGUGGUCGAGCUGUGCGAGGAAACGGCGUUGGUGCUUUAUCCAUGGGUCUUCAAGGACGAGCGCGGCAGGCCGCGAGACAAGCUGCAGAGUCCACCGUACAAGGAGCUCGUGCAGGACCUCUUCAGACAGUGCUUCGACGUGCAGGAGGAGGCACGAAUUCAGCUCAACGAGGACAUGAUCGAAAGGAUGUUCGUCGAGAGUGGCGUCAAAAUCACCGACGAGCUGAUAAAAGGAUUGACCGACGGAAAGUGUAUGGCGAUGAGACUGAAGGGCAAGCCGCCGCAUCCGGAUUGGCCGGUGCGUUAUCCGCACGAGUGCCCGAAACGGAGCGAGAUGAAAUGUCCGAUUCGUACGAUCGACGACGUCGAGAAUUAUCUUAUCAGCAUCAUCAUGAAGGAGCCGCCUCCUCUUCUGCAGACCGGCCCGGUGCCUAUGAUCAGACCGACGUACGACGCGCCUUACAUGGAGAGGCAUGUGUACGUGUACGAGCCGGACCCGGAAGUCGAGAGCGACGUGCGCCGCGAACAUCCCGUCGCUUGGACACCUCCUCAGGCCCGAAGCAAGGUUCAUGUCUUCAAGACUCUGUUUCCGGCUUACCUAGAAAAGGCUUAUCCUUACGAGGAACCGGCACCUCCCGUGCCACUGUGUGCCUUCAAAUUCGAGGCAUCGAAAUUCGGCGUCGUGCGAGACGCGUAUGAGUUGCAUCGCGACGCCAUCGAGCACUUUGGCGUCUUCGAAUUCGAUCGACCACCUUACGCGAGACGUCUCGCGUCCUCGCCGGGAGAUUUCGAGAAGAAGGUGAAGUACAAAACCGGUAUCGAGGUGUUCGUAGUAAUAAUUCGAAGAGUCAACGAAGAGGCUUUCCUAGCUUUCGCCGGCAACGAGCCGUUCUUCGUGACAGAAGUUGACGAGAAAGCUCAAGAGAUGAUAACGGAAUAUUUCCCUGAAGGAGCUGUGGAUGUGAUACCGUUAACACCAGAUGAGAAAGAAGCACUUUAUGCAGAAGAAGAAGAGUUUUAUGAAGAGGAGGAAGAAGAAGAAGAAUACGAAGAAAAUGCCUAUCCUUUCUACUGAUAUAAAAUAUUAUUAAUUAAUUUAUUAUUCUUCUUAUUACUUACUCCAAAACUAUGGUUUAACAUAAUUAUGUUAAUGUGACAGAUUAAUGCUACCUAAUAGAAAUCGUUUUUCUGAUAAUCGAUAAAUGAAAAUACAGAUAUCUAUAAAUUAAAAAUUUAAUCAUUUUCAGUGACAAUUAAAACUGAGAAUUUAGAUGGAAUAAAGUUACAAAAGAAAUACGAAAAUUUUUACUAUAUGGAAUGACUCGCAUACCAUACAUUUGCAUUUUCCACGUGUUUGGCAACGAUGCUCGUUCGCUCGUUUUGCUUGGCACAGCAUGUUUGCGUAAGUUGACGAAACAUCAAACCACAUCGUGGAAGUUAUAAAUGUAGCUAUUUUGUUGUCAAUUUUCAUUUCGAUUAAGCUGCACCGUAUACUAUAGUAUUUUUUGCUAUAGCAAUAAAAGUAUGCAGAAAUACUAACAUAAGUGCAUCGAUAAGGUUACAUUGCGUUGCACUAUUAAAUAAACUUUCUUUGAGAGAGAAAGAGAGAGAGAGCAUUAUAAUUAAAAUUAUUAUUAU
Molecule: messenger RNA, 2679 nt
Organism: Ooceraea biroi (clonal raider ant)
Lineage: Eukaryota; Metazoa; Arthropoda; Insecta; Hymenoptera; Formicidae
Source: RefSeq, a predicted model, not a curated record